CCAUCCGUACACCUACCCUCAUCCAUUCCUGUCCAAAUUAUCUCUCUUUCUCUUUCGAUUUCUUUCUCUCUCCUACAAAUUAUUUCUUUCUCUGUUUCUCCUUCUCUCUCCUCCUCUUGCAUAUGACUAGCGCAGCAGUGCUAUUUUACGGCAGAAGGUCUCGAUCUUCUUCUCGAACCUUCGAUGAUUUAGGCUUUGGUUCUCCUCUUCUUCCUUCUCCUUUUUCCGCUUCAUCUUCAUCUUCUUCUACUUCUUCCGAUCACACCAACACUACCGUCACUGCCAAUCAUCGUCACCGUCAUCACCACCAUCAUCAUCGUAAGGUUGGUGAUCUUCAUCGUCGUCACCGUCAUGUCAAUUUUGAUGAUCAUUCCCCUCGCUCUCCUAUUCCGGGGAGCGAAUCACACCAACAAGGUUGUAAUGGCGACUGUUCUUCACGGGAAAUCAAUGACAGAGAAACCGUGCAUGGUCUGAGUGGAAGAUAUCAUCGAAACACCAUGCUUCCUGGGUCUGUUUUGCUUGCUAAAGAAAGGCUUGUUCAAAGAUUGAGAGGUGUAUCUGUUUCUGGAAACAGAGAAACAUCUCCUAGUCUUCCCAGCAAUCAUCAGCUUGUAAUUGGUGCAGAAUGGGAAACGGAUGUUUCAAGAGAAGAGCCAGCUGCAUAUAGAAAUUCACCUGAGUUACCUGUGGGAGCACAUCAGCCGUCUGCACUAAGGGAACCACAAAGGAAACCUCUAGGACUCACCAAAGAAGCCCUCUCCCAGUUGCAACAUGAUGUUUUUUUGGAGCAACAAAAGCCUGUAACUCAACCAAUGUCCAAAGCAUCAACUGAUUGCAGUAUUUGUCUGGAGAGCUUUGUGGAAGGUAACAAGCUCAUUAAUUUACCUUGCGGACAUAGAUUUCAUAGUUCAUGCUUGUAUCCAUGGCUUCAAACUUGCGGAGAAUGCCCGUACUGUCGUACUUGUAUUAUGUUCACUUCCUAGCUAUGUUGCACGGAAAAUGGCAGUAGUGAGCUUUGUAUGGGGUAGGUGAGAUUUGAACAGGGACGGUAGUAUUUGAAGUGGGGACGUCUUUGGAGGGGCGUUCCCAAGUAUUAUAUUCGGAACCUCCAAUGAAUCACUUGAAUAAUUUUCUUUGUUAUUAGCGUAAAACAAAUGCUUUUGCAAUGUAUAAGUAAUCUCUUCACUUUGCUUAUGAACUGUUUUUUAAGAACUAUAAUGUUUGCAUCAAGGCUAAACAACCCACUUUGCUUAUGAACUGUUUUAUAGGAACUAAAAUGUUUGCAUCAAGGCUAAACAACUAUUGCUUAUAUUACUUAGAUUGCUUUUGGUACCAAGUGGAUUGGGAUGAAAUUAAUGUAUAUAUUAUGCUCUUUUUUUCCCCUUUA
Molecule: messenger RNA, 1387 nt
Organism: Chenopodium quinoa (quinoa)
Lineage: Eukaryota; Viridiplantae; Streptophyta; Magnoliopsida; Caryophyllales; Amaranthaceae
Product: probable E3 ubiquitin-protein ligase RHY1A
Exons: 3
Coding region: 123-983 (286 amino acids)
Source: RefSeq, a predicted model, not a curated record